Molecule: messenger RNA, 3656 nt
Organism: Vespula vulgaris
Lineage: Eukaryota; Metazoa; Arthropoda; Insecta; Hymenoptera; Vespidae
Gene: Ipo9
Product: importin-9
Exons: 14
Coding region: 466-3579 (1037 amino acids)
Biological process (GO): protein import into nucleus
Cellular component (GO): cytosol; nuclear envelope
Molecular function (GO): small GTPase binding
Source: RefSeq, a predicted model, not a curated record
GUUGAUUAUUUUUGUAAUUGCUAAUAUAACAGAAAAAUUUCAUUAAUAUUUGUAGUAAAAUAUUAAUAAUUAGUUAUCAAUUUUACACCUCAUAUGACGUCAUAUUCAAAAAAUUAAACAGACACAUGUUACACCGGUUCCAAUAUUUUUUUUUUCUUUUUACGUCAAUACAUUUACAAUUUGUAUAAUGAUUAAAGUUGUUUUCCAUAUAUGUAAUGAUUUAUAUCAAAGAUUAUAUCAAAUAGUAUCGUAAUAACUAUGUUAAUGUACUUACUGAGAUAAUAAUCGUAAUAUGUAAUCUCUUAUUGGAAUUUCUAACCUUCUAUGUAAACCCGUAAUGAUGAUAUAAAAGUUAUGAUGCAACACUGGAAGAUACUUAUAUAAAUAUAAAACAACAAUAAGAGUAAUUUAUAAGAAAAAAAAUAUGUUCCUGGAUAUUAAUCAAUAGAUAGUAUCUAAUUCACAAUGAGCACAAGUAUGAGUGAUGUACAAGGUUCCUUAAAGGAAGCUCUAUAUGAAACAUUGACAGGAAUCUUGUCUCCACAUCGAGAUAUUCGACAAGCAGCUGAACAAAGAAUUCAAGCACUCGAAGUUACAGAAGAAUUUGGUAUUCAUCUUACUGAAUUCGUGAUUGAUCCUCAUGGUCAUUUACCAAUUAGGCAAUUAGCGUCUAUACUUUUAAAGCAGUAUGUAGAAACACAUUGGACUUCACUAGCUGAAAAAUUUAGGCCACCUGAAUUAAAACAAGUGACUAAAGAAAGAAUUAAAGAGUUGUUACCACUUGGAUUAUGCGAACCUAUUAGUAAGGUACGUACAGCAGUAGCCUACGCAAUAUCUGGUAUAGCACAUUGGGAUUGGCCUGAAAAUUGGUCUGGAUUAUUUGAUAUAUUAGUUAAUUGUUUGAGUGGAGAAAGCGAAUAUGCUGUUCAUGGGGCAAUGAGAGUUUUAACAGAAUUCACUCGUGAUCUUACCGAUACUCAAUUACCAAAUGUUGGUCCUGUUAUAUUACAAGAGAUGUAUAGAAUCUUUCAGAGUGAGAGUCAAUAUUCGAUCAGAACACGUGGACGUGCAGUUGAAAUUUUUACGAUCAUCACAAAUCUCGUAGCUGCUACAGGAAUUUAUCAUAAAGGAUUUAUAGAACAAUAUCUGCAACCAGUUAUUCCUAUGUUUUGUGAAAAAUUUGUUCAGUGCCUCCGUGUCUCUAAUGGUCCAACAAGUGACAGUGGACUUAAAACUGAUAUUAUCAAAGCCAUAAACUGCCUUGUUACAAAGUUACCUAAAUAUGUAUCCAACUUUUUACCUCAAAUGUUACCACCGGUUUGGGAAACAUUAACUGAAAGUGCAAAGAUUUAUCAAGAAGAAACAGUAAAUGGAACUACAGAAACAAAUAAUAAAGAAGUAGAUUCCGAUGGUGAAAUUAUUAAUUUUAACAAUCUUAUCAUUGCUAUAUUUGAAUUUGUUCAUUCUAUUAUUGAACAUAAAAAGUUUUCAAACCUUGUCAACAAUUUACUACAGGAAAUAAUAUAUUAUUUAAUCAUUUUUAUGCAAAUAACGGAUGAACAGAUCGAGUUAUGGACAACUAAUCCUAAUCAAUUUGUAGAAGAAGAUGAUCAGUGUUUGUUCGCUUAUAACGUGAGAAUAUCGGCACAGGAAUUCCUAGCAGGUGUCAUCAGUCAUUUCGAGGAAAGAGCAGUGAAUGCACUUUGCGAAGCAAUUACGCGGCAUAUUGAAGCUACAAAUAGACUACAAGCUGGAGGAGAUGAUAACAGCAGUAUUGAAAAUUGGUGGAAAAUACAUGAAUCUUCCAUAUUAACAUUGAGUAUUACAAGAGAUAUAGUGAUAGAAAAACAACAAGAAGGAUUAUUGCAAUUUGAUAUUAUUAGAUUUAUGGAUACUGUUGUGUUAAAUAAUUUGAAUGAUUCAAGUGCGCCACCAUUACUUCUUGGUCGUUGUUUAUGCGUCGGUGGAAGGUAUGCUCAAUUAAUGCCACCUGAAAUGAGCUCAAGAUUUCUAGAAGCAACAGUUAAUGGCUUACAAGAAAAUCAACCGUCAUGUAUUCGUAUAAGCGCCGUUAAAGCUAUCUAUUGGUUUUGUGAGAUAUCCUGUGCAGAUGCUAAUAAUCCUACUAAUAAUAUUAUCAGAUCUCACUUACCUAAUAUAUUUCAAGGAUUGUUUAAUUUAUCUAGUCAAGCAUCUACGGAAGUUCUAAUAUUAGUCAUGGAAACAUUUCAAACAGUAAUAUCGUUGGAUAAAGCAUUUACUGCUUCUGUAGAAAAUAAAAUAUGUCCAUUAACGAUUGCAGUUUUUUUAAAGUUUCAUAGUGAUCCAGUAAUAUUAGAUUUAUGUCAGAAUAUAUUUAAAGAAUUAACUCAAAAUUCUAAUUGCAUCGAACCUCUGCAAACUCGUUUAAUACCAACUUUAGUGAGUAUGAUGGCUGUUACGCCUAUGGAUAAAUCGAAGGAUGAGGGAGCUCGCGGGGUAGCUUUGGAUAUCUUACAAGUUCUCGUUCAAUAUUCACCAAGACCAUUAAGUAAUGCUUUGAUUGAAACUGCCUUUCCUGCUGCUUGUCAUUGCAUUCUUAAUUCCGAAGAUAAUGGGACACUACAAAGUGGAGGAGAAGUGAUACGUACGUAUUUAUCUGUGGCUGCACGCCAAGUCACUACUCAUAGAGACAGCGAUGGUCAAACUGGAUUACAAUAUAUCUUGCAAAUAAUUGCACAGUUAUUAAAUCCUCAGUCUAGCGAAUUCACAGCAACCUUCGUUGGCCGUUUAGUAACGACUUUGAUACGAAACGUUGGAAGUACAUUGGGAGAAAAUCUUGAUCUGUUAUUAAAAGCUGUUCUUAGUAAAAUGCAAAGGGCUGAAACAUUAACAGUCAUGCAAAGUUUGAUCAUGAUAUAUGCACAUCUUAUAAAUACAGAGUUUGAUGCUGUUUUAAAUUUCUUGUCAACGGUACCUGGCCCCACUGGGCAAAGUGCUCUUGCCUUUGUGUUGUCUGAAUGGGUUAGCAGACAACAUCUUUUUUUUGGUAGAUAUGAACGUAAAGUAGCUACUGUAGCAUUAUGUAAGAUACUGGAACAUGGUGUGACACACGAUGACUCUAGAUUGAAAGAAAUCACUGUAAAAGGGGACCAAAUAUUUUCUGGAAAUGAAGCUGGUGUAAGGACCAGAAGUAAAGCAGAAGCACAACCUUUUCAAUGGACUACCGUGCCUGUUCUUGUUAAGAUCUUUAAAUUAAUAAUUAAUGAACUGUCAAAUGAUAUCGAAAUAAUUAAUGCCACUCAAGAAAGUGAGGUAUCCGAUGACGAUGAUGACGAUACUGAAGGAAAUGAAACUUUAAUAGAUCCAGGAAAUGAAUCUACUUUAUUACACAUAGAAGGGGAAGAAGAUGAUAAUGAAGAGGAAGAAGAUCCAGAUCUUCUGCAAGAUUCCAUUUAUCAUUUAAAUCUUGGCCAAUAUUUACGAGAUUUUCUUUCCAAUUUUUCAACCCAUCAUUGUUUUCCUGUAUACAUUCAACAUCUUAAUAAUCCAGAGCGCAAAGUCUUGAACACUUUAAAUAUUAAUUCAACAUAUAUGUAACAGAUUGUUGAUAUAAUAAUAAUGAUACAAUUUUUCUAUUUGAUAAAGGAUUAUUAAAACAACUUUUGUUUUUCUGA